Molecule: messenger RNA, 750 nt
Organism: Lachancea nothofagi CBS 11611
Lineage: Eukaryota; Fungi; Ascomycota; Saccharomycetes; Saccharomycetales; Saccharomycetaceae
Source: the annotation of a GenBank genome assembly
AUGCUCCAAGCGAUCUCAACCUUGGCUAUACUAGGCCUGGUAGCCCGCGUGCUAUGCGAUGACUUACAAGAUUCGCUAUACGGAACUUGGACUUCGAAAUCUAAUCAAGUUUUCACAGGUCCUGACUUUUAUGAUCCUGUGGAAGAACUACUAAAAGAGCCAUCCUUGCCUGGCAUAUCCUUUUCCUUUACCGAGGACGGAUACUUCGAGGAAGCUAUAUAUCAAGUCGAGGGCAAUCCUAAGGAUCCUGGGUGUCCCCUCGCGGUAAUCAUCUAUCAGCACGGGAAGUAUGAUAUACAGGAUAACGGCACUUUGACGCUCACUCCUUUUGCUGUCGAUGGUAGACAGCUACUAAGCCAACCGUGUGAAGAUGAUGGGGUCUCUGUUUACUCUCGCUAUAACCAGACUGAGGUAUACAAGUGGUUUUUGGUACAAGAAAAUGACUACCAUGGCAUUCAAGAGCUGCAAAUGUAUAAGGCUGACGGAUCUCCAAUGCAGCCUAUGUACCUAGCUUACAGGCCACCCAUGAUGUUGCCUACGGAAACUUUGAAUCCUACCGCGGCUAGCGAGACUAGUGCUUCAAACUCAAAGAGCAAGCGAUCUCUGAGAAGUUUAGUAAGACGCAGCCUGGAGAACAGACAUAAAACAAAUGCGGUAAAACGCAGCGAUUCUUUUGUGCAUAGUAAAAUCUUCAAAUGGGCAUCCGUGGGCCUCAUCGGCGUAGGCUCCGUGAUUUUUUUGGUGAGUUAG